Dicentrarchus labrax (European seabass) is the source of this 2877-nucleotide messenger RNA. RefSeq names its product mitochondrial fission factor homolog A. Bases 8 to 973 code for a protein of 321 amino acids. Gene Ontology annotation, cellular component: mitochondrial outer membrane; peroxisome. Lineage: Eukaryota; Metazoa; Chordata; Actinopteri; Moronidae. Gene Ontology annotation, biological process: positive regulation of mitochondrial fission. The transcript is spliced from 8 exons. The record is from RefSeq and is a predicted model, not a curated record.
GGCAGCAAUGUGCCGUCAGGUAUCUAACGUCAGUCUGCCGGAAAUCCACCAGAAGAAGAGGGAGAAAAAGGAGAUGUCACAGGUCCCGGGUCGUGAUCCGGCCUUCAUGGAGGCCAUCAACCAAAACAUGCGUGUUCCGGAGCACCUGAGUGUCAGUGUGGGGCAGCAGUGGCGGGAGGAGGAGGGACAGGAGGCCAUAAGGAGGCCUGAGGAGCCUCCACCUACCUACACCAUGCAGGUCCCUGAUAGGCUGACAUACGCAGAAGCCCCUGAUAUGAGCCCCAGACCUCUGUUCACCACAUCCAAACCAACUAUCUGUGGCCCUCUUGGUCUGGAACCGUGCUGGGAGAGUCCAUCUGGAGAGGUCUUCUACAGAGAAGCGCUGCAGAGUCCCAUACGGAGAUCUUACAGUGACCAAAGCUUUGGCAGGACACCGCCAGGCACACCGACACAGCUGAAACAGGCACUGGCACUGCCCAGACACCCAUCCAGCUUUCGAGGUUCAGGCCGUCUUCUCCACCAGCAGUCCACUGCUUAUCUUUCCUCUCAGACCAGUGAUCCCCAGGCCCAGCCUCUCCUUUCCUCUCCCCUCAGCCUCCUGUCUCCACAGUCCAUUCUGCAGGUGGCCAGGCAGCUGGGCCUGCAGGCCUCACAGCGCCUCCUGCAGACGGUCAGCCAGAAAUACAGAUUUAGCAACCAAGAGAAGCCGCCAGCAGCCAGAGUCAUGACCGAGGUCCCUGCUGCAGCACACGUGGAGCAUAGCAAGAAAAGGGCAAUGGAGAGCUGGAGUCCAGAAGAAGAGGGCGGAGCUGCUGUCGAGUUUAUCAUCCUCAGAAGACAGGUGAUGAAGAUGAGUCGCCGGCUGGCAGCACUUGAGAGGCAUGGCGCUGAGCGGAGGAAUACCGAAGUUGUUCUGUUCUCACUACUUUUCUCCGCCUGCCUGCUCAACGUCUGGCUGUGGAUCCGCAGAUAACACACACUCACUGUAUAUGCACCAGUCAGUAAUCACGCAGCGAGAAGUUAAUGAAGUGGCACAGAGAGCUGAUUAUACACCCACAGAAACAGUCUUUGUAACCCACUUUGGCUUUAUUGAUUCCACACAAUUUUUUUUACUCGGAGAAACUCAGAGUAAAAAAAAAAACUCUGUUUCUAUCAAUCACCAUGACAUUUUUCAGAGUUGUUCAGAGGAAUUCUGGAAAAUGUGUGUGAAUGCUAAUUAAUCACAGACCUACAUAAUUGAGGGUUUAUCAUACUGUCCACCCUUCUGCUCUCUUCCUGAAUUAAGGCCUAAUGUCAAACUAAGUUUUAACGUCAUCUUGGCCCAAUUUGUAACCUCAAGAUAACCCCUGGAAAGAUAUGAAAUUUGGCCUAAAUUACUUAGUAAAAAUAUCCUCACUGACAAACGUAAGCAUUCAUGCAGACACAUAAAUACACAAACAGUACUUGGUAAAUACUAUAGCUUUCAAGAAGCUAUGGUCUUAGAUCUCAGGUCUCAGUAAAGAGAAUGUAAGACUUAAAUGUACAAAAUGUAAUUUCACCACUAGGGGGUCUCUCACAUGAAAUUAAAAAAAGACUACGUUUGAUGGCAUGGUGAAGUAGCGUUGGAUCAUUGGAUUGUGGGAGUUGUCUUUACCAUCAUUGCAGUGAGCUUCUCCCAGUUAGUAUUCAGUGUUCAUGGUUCUGUAGGUUUCUGCCGGGAACUCAAUUAUCCACAGAGGUGUCUUCCUCUCUAAAACAAACAGACCCUCUUAUUUAAACUGGUAAACACACUGAAUAAAGCAGUUCCACCUUAACAAUCACUGUUUCUCCCACGCUGUUGGGCAGACAGAGGAUGUCCCGGAGGUGCUGCGAGCCAAGCUGCUGCUAACGUUAGCUCAGCUUGUUUCUCUGAUAACUUAAGAUCCAGAUGUCCGAUGACUAAAAUCCUUCAUCUGGUUCAAAUCUAGAGUUAAAAGGCACCAAGAUCUAAACAGUGGAUGGUAAAAAUUUUGUAAAAUGUAAAAAUUAGAUGAUUACUUCUGGCAUUUAUCAAUCCCAGGGCUGAUGCAUGUUGUGUACAAAGACAACUAUUCACACCUCCACCAGCAGGUUGGAACCAGAACUAUUAGGGCAGUGCUGACCACUGCACUGCCCUAAUAUUGGGAUCUUUAUGUACAAUUACACUGUUUUGUGACGGUAAUGCUUCAACUACAGACUAACACUAAUCCCACACAUAAGUAUCACUCCAUUAAGAUGCUGACAGUAAUGUAUUUAGACACCGUUUAAUGGCUUUCAAAAGUAAUAUAUUGAAAUUGUGUAGGUGUAAAGCUGUUUAUUUAGUUAUGCAGUGUAAACAGUGUAGGAUGAAGGAGUGUAUGAAGUUUGGACUAUUACUGGAGAAUUUUAGCCAUUUUAAUUGUCCUAAGUUAAAGGUCCAGUGUGUAAAAUUUAGGAGGAUCUAUUAUCAGAAAUGGAAUAUAAUAUUUAUAGGUAUGUUUUCACAAGUGUAUAAUUACCAGAAUAUAGGAAUCGUGUUUUUGUUAUCGUAGAAUGAGACAUUUUUAUUUACAGAUGGAACUGGUUAGCCUCUACUACGGAGUCUACAGAACCCCAUAAUAGUUUCGCAGCCACCAUAGUUUUCUGUAUAAUAUAUAAUCUGCUAAAUCCUACACAGUGGACCUUUAAAAAUAAAUUAAUAACAGUGAAUAAUAACUGGAGAUAAUAUUUGAAGACUGGUGUUUUUUUGACCGCAGUGGGCAAUUGAUUGUAUGAGUCAAAACCUUCAAAAGAGCUUUAUCUUAAACAGUCUUCAGAGUUUAAAUGUUACUCAUCAUGUCUAUUUAUUCUUAAAGCUGUGCCAUGUAUGUUUAUUCAAUAAAAGUAGAUUUUAUAUUUAAA